Molecule: messenger RNA, 1982 nt
Organism: Argentina anserina (silverweed cinquefoil)
Lineage: Eukaryota; Viridiplantae; Streptophyta; Magnoliopsida; Rosales; Rosaceae
Product: AP2-like ethylene-responsive transcription factor PLT2
Exons: 10
Coding region: 187-1860 (557 amino acids)
Biological process (GO): regulation of DNA-templated transcription
Molecular function (GO): DNA binding; DNA-binding transcription factor activity
Source: RefSeq, a predicted model, not a curated record
UUUUCUCUCUUACAUGUUCUCAGUCUCAACAUUCUCUUCUCAGCAGAAAUGAAGUUCUAGAGAGAAAAGACAGAGGAGAUAGAGUUGGCUUUCGCUGUUCCAAACCCUAUUCGUCAGAUACCUGUGAGGCUUUGAUUCGAUCUUUGGAGAACAUUACAGCAUAUUCAAGAGAUAAAUAGAAAGAAUAUGGGCUCCGUGAAUUCAAACAACUGGCUGUCAUUUCCUCUUUCUCCUACUAAUUCUUCCUUGCCUUCACAAAUUCACCCUUCUCACUCUCAUCAAUUCUCGCUAGGGUUAGUCAGUGAUACAAUGGAAAAUCCUUUUCAAAACCAAGACUGGAAUAUGAUUAACACCCAAGGGAGCAGCGAGGUUCCGAAGGUAGCAGAUUUUCUUGGUGUGGGAAAAUCUGAGAAUCAGCCAGAUCUUGUGGCCUACAAUGACAUUAAUGCUAAUGAAUCCGUCAGCGAUUAUAUUUUUACAAAUGUGAAUAAUGCUAUAGUCCCAAUGCAAAACGCGGUAGUUGGCACAUCCAGCAACUACGAUUACCAGGAGAACUCCAAUAGCCUGCAAUCUUUGACUCUUUCCAUGGGCAGCGGCAAAGGUUCUUCGACAUGUGAAACCAGUGCCGACAAUACUAGUACAACUACUGUUGAAGCUCCCCCAAGAAGGGCUCUGGACACAUUCGGACAAAGGACCUCUAUUUAUCGUGGUGUAACAAGGCAUCGAUGGACAGGAAGAUAUGAAGCUCAUUUAUGGGAUAAUAGUUGUAGAAGGGAGGGCCAAUCAAGGAAGGGCCGGCAAGUCUAUUUGGGUGGUUAUGACAAGGAAGAGAAAGCUGCUAGGGCUUAUGACUUGGCUGCACUAAAGUACUGGGGAACAUCCACCACUACGAAUUUUCCAAUUAGUAACUAUGAGAAGGAGGUGGAGGAGAUGAAGAACUGUACAAGACAGGAAUUUGUGGCCUCCAUUAGAAGGAAAAGUAGUGGCUUUUCUAGAGGAGCAUCCAUGUAUCGUGGAGUUACAAGGCAUCAUCAGCACGGCCGAUGGCAGGCAAGGAUAGGCAGAGUUGCCGGAAACAAAGACCUUUACCUGGGAACUUUCAGUACUGAGGAAGAGGCAGCUGAAGCUUAUGACAUAGCAGCAAUAAAAUUCCGAGGCCUGAACGCCGUUACCAACUUUGACAUGAGUCGAUAUGACGUGAAGAGCAUUCUCGAGAGCAACACUCUCCCUAUCGGUGGCGGUGCUGCGAAGAGGCUGAAAGAGGCUCAAGCCCUGGAAUGUUCUAGAAAACGUGAAGAAAUGCUAGCUCUCGGUUCCGCCUUCCAAUAUGCAGCCGGAACGAGCUCAUCAGCGAGCUCGGCUGCUCGCAAUUUACAGGGCUACUCUUUAAUGCAGCAGCAGCCACAAUCAGCAUAUGAUCAGACUCUACUUUCUCUACAAAACCAUGACAUGUCUCAGUACGCCCACCAUGACCCUUCUGCAUACCAAAACUACAUCCAAACCCAGCUUCAGUUGCAACAGCAAUCUAGUAAUAGUUAUAACAUCCACCAGCAAGGCCAAAGCCCUCAUCAGUAUUACAACACCUACUUGCAGAGUGCUCACCCAGCUUUGCUUCAAGGCCUGAUGGACAUGGGGUCUGCAUCUACAACUGUCAUGGACAAUAGUGCUGGAGGGUUCUUAGGGCAUAAUGGACUUGGGAUGGCUUCGAAUUCGACGACAACAAAUGGGGUCGGAUCGGCAGAAGAACCUGCCCUUGUGAAAGUUGAUUACGACAUGCCGUCUGCUGGAGGGUAUGGCAGCUGGUCUGGCGGCUCAGUUCAGGGAUCAAAUCCUGGUGUUUUCUCUAUGUGGAAUGACUGAAGACUGACAUAGGGAGAUUGCCUAGGCAACUAAGUGAUUUGGUGAUGGGGACUCGUGGAAUAUCAAGUAUGGAUUAGGAGCAAUUUACUAUCAUGCAUCCCUUAUUUUCAAUUUUUUAUAUG